Messenger RNA from Cebus imitator (Panamanian white-faced capuchin), 2148 nucleotides. RefSeq names its product nei like DNA glycosylase 2 (gene NEIL2). The record is from RefSeq and is a predicted model, not a curated record. Lineage: Eukaryota; Metazoa; Chordata; Mammalia; Primates; Cebidae. Gene Ontology annotation, biological process: base-excision repair. The transcript is spliced from 5 exons. Gene Ontology annotation, molecular function: DNA N-glycosylase activity; damaged DNA binding; DNA-(apurinic or apyrimidinic site) endonuclease activity. Bases 133 to 1113 code for a protein of 326 amino acids. Gene Ontology annotation, cellular component: nucleus.
CUCCACCUACCGCGGGGUCCCGUAGGGGGCGGAGUCCACGUGGGCCGCGGCGCCGAGAAAUCUCCGCCCCGAGCUGGGCGGGCCGGCGUAGCGGUGCUGGGUCUGGCCGAGGGGCGGCCGCCCGCAACCGGGAUGCCAGAAGGGCCGUUGGUGAGGAAAUUUCACCAUUUGGUCACCCCCUUUGUGGGCCAGCAGGUGGUCAAGACAGGGGGCAGCAGCAAGAAGCUACAGCCUGCCAGCCUACAAUCUCUGUGGCUCCAGGAUGCCCAGGUCCAUGGAAAGAAAUUAUUCCUUAGAUUUGAUCCAGAUGAAGAAAUGGGGCCACCUGGCAACAGCCCACCACCAGAACCUCCACAAAAAGACAUGCAGAAGGAAGAGGCUGCAGACCCAAGGCAGGCCUGGGAGCCCAACGGGCGGAAGACCCCUGAUGGAUCAUCAUGGUCCGAAGAGCUGGUCCCCCAGUGUUUGGCAGGAGCCGCCCCUGCAGGAGGUGCUGGGAGCUGGCUGCGUAUCUGUUUUGGUUUGUUUGGCAGCAUUUGGGCGAACGAGUUCUCCAGAGCCAAGAAAGCCAACAAGAGGGGUGACUGGAGGGACCCUGCCCCCAGGUUGGUCCUGCACUUUGGUGGUGGUGGCUUCCUAGCAUUUUAUAAUUGUCAGAUGUCCUGGAGCUCUUCCCCAGCGGUCACACCCACCUGUGACAUCCUGUCUGAGAAGUUCCAUCGAGGACAAGCCUUGGAAGCUCUAGGCCAGGCUCAGCCUGUCUGCUAUACGCUGUUGGACCAGAAAUACUUCUCAGGGCUAGGGAACAUCAUUAAGAAUGAAGUCUUGUACAGAGCUGGGAUUCAUCCCCUCUCUCUCGGCUCCGUCCUGAGUGCCUCACGACGGGAGGCCCUGGUGGAUGGCGUGGUGGAGUUCAGUGCAGCCUGGCUGCAGGGCAAGCUUCAGGGCCACCCACAGCACACGCAGGUCUACCAGAAGGAACGGUGCCCUGCUGGCCACCAGCUGUUGAAGGAAGCGUUUGGGCCCCCAGGUGGGUUCCAGAGGCUCACGUGGUGGUGCCCGCAGUGCCAGCCCCAGUUGUCGGAGGAGCUGGAACAGCGCCAGUUCUCCUGAGGAACUCAGGGUGCUCGUCAGGGAACCUUGCCCCUUGGGGAACCUGACGUCUAAGUGUCCAGAAAGGAGGAUGUGGGCAGAGACAGGGUGCAGAGGAUAGUGUGGGUCAGGGGUGCCAGUAUGACGAUAUUCUUCUCCCUGGAGUUAUGUUGAAGGCAGAGUUUUCAUAGGGUUCGAUUUUUUUCUUCUUUUUCUAGUUCAGUUAAUUCUUCCUAUUGAAUUGCACCAUUGUGAAAGAUGAGAAAAAUGAUGGUGGGUAAGGGGAAACUUCCCGAAGGCAGUGGGGCAAGGACAGAGCCCAUGGGAAAUAGCUGUGCUCCCUGCAUGGCUUUGCAGAGAUGUGGGGUUUUUUUUGGUUUUUGUUUUGAGAUGGGCCUCGCUCUGUCUCCCUAGCUAGGGAGCAGUGGCGUGAUCUCGGCUCACUGCGGCCUUGCCCUCUUAGCCUCAGGCAGUCCCCACCUCAGCCUCCAGAGUAGCUGGGACUACAGGCAUGUGCCAGGGUGUCCAGCCAAUUUCUGUUUACCUUUUGUAGAGAUGGGGUCUUGCCAUGUUGGCCAGGCUGGUCUUGAACUUGUAUACUCAAGCGAUCCUCCCACCAUGGCUUCCCAAACUUGGGACCACAGGAGUGAGCCACCGCACUGGCCAGCUUCUGUUUUCUUUUCCAAUGCUGGUUGAUUUUAAGGCCCUCCAUUUUGGAAUGCAGGAAAACAAAAUUAUUAUUUUAUUUCUUGUUCCCCUCGAGGAUCCAGGGAUGAGGAAGAGAAUGGCCUGAGCGCAGUGCUUGGAUUCAGCUUCCUGCUGGGUCCUUCUUGCUGGACGCAGGCACCCCGAGGCGGGGCUGGAGCAGGGAGCUGUGUCCUGGGGUGCAGGGUGGUCUGUAAGGAAAGCUGCUUGUUUACUCCUUGAGUCCCUGUAUUUGUGACUGUUAAUAUGUUGAGCUCGAAUCAAGGGCUGUGGAGAAACUCCCUCAGGCUGUUGGCAACAAGUAAAUGAAGCUAGGACAGCCACACAAAAAUAAAGCUCUUUGUUAUUUUC